UCUUCCUCCCUCCUCUUCUUGCUUUCAUUUAUAAAUCCCACUAAAAACGCCUCCAAACCCACUUGCCUCCCCCCCUCCCUCCUUCCCCGUUGACAUAAUUCUGUCUCUCUCUCUCUAAAUCUCAUUAGUCUUUCUCUCUAUAAAUUCCAUUACCGGCGAUGCAGGGUGUCCGGCGCUCCCAUCAGCUAUCCGACGGCGGAGUGCGGCUGGAGCUGACCCCCUCCAGCACCUCCCCUCUGGCCAUCGACGUGGCCGAGUCAGCAGAGAUGAGGAUCCAAAGGCUCAUAUCAGAGAAUCCAGUGAUCAUCUUCAGCAAAUCCUCCUGCUGCAUGUGCCACGUCAUGAAGCGGCUCUUCUCGAAGAUCGGCGUCCACCCCACCGUCAUCCAAUUGGACGACGACGAGAUCUCCGCCCUCCCUUCCUCCUCCGCCGCCCCCGCCGUCUUCAUCGGCGGCUCCCUCGUCGGCGGCCUCGAAAGCCUCUUCGCUCUCCACGUCAGCAAUCAACUCGUCCCCAAACUCGUCCAAGUCGGCGCUCUUUCUCCACACGAUGCGGUAUUGUAAUUUUUAUUACUAUUAGUAUCAAAAGAGGAAUUAUUAUUAGGAAAAACCAAAAAAAAAAACAAAAAAAAAUAUAAUUAAAGGCCUAUUUUCCUAGAUUGUGUGAAUGAAUGAAGACCAUCAUAGAGUGAAUGGAUGGCUAUGAUCAGUUUUUUACUGCAAAUCUUUUUGUGUCAAGGAAAGCAGUUUGGAUUUGGAUGCAUAUAUAUAGGGUUGUAUAUGAUUGUUGAAUAAUUUGAUUAAUUAGUACUAUUUUGCAAGGUUUAUAUGUAUAUAUGUUUGAGAGAAUUAGUCAUACUUGUUAGAUUAAAAGUUUUAAUUUUUUUUAUACAUUUAUUAUGAUUAUUGACA
Messenger RNA from Camellia sinensis, 911 nucleotides. The record is from RefSeq and is a predicted model, not a curated record. NCBI's taxonomy places the organism in Eukaryota, Viridiplantae, Streptophyta, Magnoliopsida, Ericales, Theaceae.